Molecule: messenger RNA, 2778 nt
Organism: Ophidiomyces ophidiicola
Lineage: Eukaryota; Fungi; Ascomycota; Eurotiomycetes; Onygenales; Onygenaceae
Gene: KAR3
Product: kinesin-like nuclear fusion protein
Exons: 5
Coding region: 1-2778 (925 amino acids)
Biological process (GO): microtubule-based movement
Molecular function (GO): microtubule binding; microtubule motor activity; ATP binding
Source: RefSeq, a predicted model, not a curated record
AUGGACGCAGAGGAAAAUGCGGGCCGAUCAUCUGCCAUACCCCGUCUGACAAGAAGCCAGACAAGAGGGACGUUCAAAGAUAUUACAACCGCGACUAUUAACACUGCUGGCCAAGUGCCCCGUCCCAAUGGCUUUCUAAAACGCAAGGGUGACUCUACGUCCACAGAUGUAACAUCUAAACGGAAACCAACACCCUCAAAGGCGAGACCUCUUCAUUGCAGCUCCAAAUCAGUGGGUUCCGCAACAGUUACGUCCCCUCAUUCCCGAACGAUUUCUUCCUCCGCAUCGAUCCGAAGCACUGUACGAUCAUCCCAUUAUGUUACACGCAGUAACGCCAUAUCUGCCGCCGCCCCGUGUCCUAGAGACCGGGCUCGCCCGAAAACCUCCUUUGGAUAUACAUCCAUGUCGAAAGCCUCCCAGGCUCGAUCGGUAACAGCGAUGGACACGGCUCCGGUGAAUAAAUCCAUCGUGGAUGCUGGAAAACGAAAGGGUGCGAAUCCUUCUUCCCCUGUCCACUCUUCCAAUCCUCCACAGCCCAUGACACCCACGAAUCAAGAAAGUCAUUACUGCCACAUGAGUUUCAAGCCAAAUCGGAUGAGCUCUCUGGCAACAAAGAUUGUUGAGACUCACGAGGGCUGCAUAUCAUGCUUUGAUUCAUUGUGCGAGAUUGUUAGGGGUCUGACUAUAGAGUCCGAUAAGCCCCCUGGUGUGUCGCUGUUAGAUAUUCAACGGCCACUAUCAGUGGCAUCGAGACUUCCCUGUCGUACUUCCCCUUCAAAGUUUCUUUCCUCUUGUACUCCCAUUUCUCCCUCACCUUCUCUUGCUUCGUCCAUCAAAUCCUCAAGGCAUUCACGUCGCGCUCCUUCAAAGGUCAAUCGAUAUCUGACACGUUACUCUCAUGUUCAAGGUUGGGACCAAGACGAGAAAGAAGAAACACUUGAGGCAAUGUUUGGCCGAUUCAUGCAUCAAUUCAAGCACUCCACCUCUCAUAGCACUGGGCUUCAGGAGGCUAUAGACCUUUACAAAUAUCAGGUACGGGAGCUUGAGCAGCAAAAGAUAGCUCUCACAGAUUUGAACGUAAGCCUGCGUGUAGAGAUCGAUUCAAUUAAGCUACGCCUUCAGGCGACGGAGUCCAAGUGGAGGGAUGAUAUUCGUCUACAUGAAACUACCGUGGGCAAUUUAGAUAGCCAACGUCGACAUGAUAUCCAGGCCGAACGACAGGAAGCGAAAGCUAAUUUCGAUCUUCUCGGCGAAAAACACCAAAGAGAAUUAUUUGAUUUACAACACCGCCUGGAGUCGCGAUUCGAGGAAGAAAGGGCCGCUCAUGUACGAGAACUGGACCAAAUUAAUGUUGGAUCUGCGCUGCAAAGGCAACGCGAGCAAAGAGACAUGGAAAACAAAAAACGUGAGGUUGACUUAUUACAAGUGAAAAUAGAUAAACUACAUCGUGAUUUGGAUAGGGAGGUGAUGGUGAACAAAGAGCUGCAAGCAAAUUUGGCAACAGCUAACGGGAAUACGCUUACCUUGGAGUCGUCUAUCCGCGCUCUAAAGGCCAGAAUUGAAUUUCUUGAGUCCGGAAAUAAGGAGCAGUCGGACGCUUUUGCACGGCUUGACCAAGAGCUCAAUGAUGCUAUAACGGAGACAAAGGCAGCCAAGGAGAAGCUACGAAAAGAGGAGACAUUACGAAGGAAACUGCAUAACCAGGUGCAAGAGCUAAAGGGCAAUAUCAGGGUUUUCUGUCGAGUUAGGCCGCUGCUAGAAACAGAGCCAAAGGAGGAGAGUGCAAACAUUCAGUUUCCUGACUGCAACAUGGAGGCUAAGCAAAUCACUGUACAAGGGCCCCAGGAAAAAAGUAGCAGAGGCAGUAUUACGGCAAAGAAUCACGGCUUUUCCUUCGAUCAUGUCUUUGGGCCUCGAUCACAAAACUCCGAUGUUUUCGAGGAGCUUAGUCAGGUGGUUCAAAGCGCAUUAGAUGGCUACAAUGUCUGCAUAUUUUGUUAUGGUCAAACAGGCAGUGGAAAAACACACACGAUGUCCUCAGAGGAUGGAAUGAUUCCCAAGGCUGUUGCUCAGAUAUAUGAAACCGCGGCUGACCUGGAAGAACGGGGGUGGAAAUACACAAUGGAAGGCAGUUUCGUUGAAGUCUAUAACGAAAGCCUCAACGACUUGCUUGGGAACGCCGAAGACUUUGAUAAAAAGCGACACGAGAUUCGACAUGAUAUCCAAAAAUCUCAAACUACCAUCACGAACACCACUAUUGUGACUCUGGAUUCCCCCGCCACCGUCGAAUUAAUACUUCGUCAAGCUGCUGCCAACAGAUCUGUGGCCUCCACAAAAGCAAACUGGCGAUCGUCUAGGUCACACUCUGUUUUCAUACUGAAGUUAAUCGGUGAGAAUGCCAUUACCGAAGAGCGUAGUGAAAGCACCCUCAAUCUUGUGGAUCUCGCCGGAAGCGAGCGCCUGACCCAUAGUGGAGCAACUGGCGAUAGACUGAAAGAGACGCAAAACAUCAAUCGCAGCUUGAGUUGUCUUGGCGACGUUAUUGGGGCGCUUGGCCAAGGCAAGGAGGGGGGCCAUAUUCCAUAUCGCAACAGCAAACUCACAUACCUUUUACAAUUCUCCCUUGGCGGAAAUUCAAAAACCCUGAUGCUAGUAAUGAUCAGUCCACGGCAAGAACAUUUAAGUGAAACUUUGACGAGUCUUCGGUUUGCGACCAAAGUCCAAAAUACUCAUAUUGGGACUGCGAAGAAACAGACCCGGGUGAUUCGAGAUUCAUGA